AUGCAUCCGUGGGAGCAUUCCAAUCAUCUGCUGCUCCCCUACCGGGGCGAAGCAGAAGACCUGCUGGUAUUGUGUGAGCAACUAAAGCUCCCCAUGAUGAGGAAAUUGCCUCCGGAGCUGCGAGAUGCUAUUGGCAGUUUUAUCGGUCCUAGCCCCUUGUGGCGGUAUAGCACCGUCAUUCAGCGAGCCGCCAGCUUGCGGCUCGCACCAACACCACCAACACCGAUAACCCGCCUGCCCCUCUGCGAUAUCCAAUCUUGGCAUCUUUAUGGAGAGCCUACCGUCUGCGAAAAGCCGCCGACGGAUUCGAGUCAUAUCCGCAUCACGGUAGAUUCAAGUGGUAUCAAGAAGAUUUCUCUCCUCGCUCACAAGGGAGAUGAUGAAAUGUAUAAAACUGCGCCAACCUCAUCUCAGCUAUUCAUCAUCGAGAAGCCUGCUGUGCUUGGUAACGUUAUUGCACGUCUUCAAGAUGGCUAUUGCCGGCUUGAAUUUCCUCAGCCUGCUUUAGUCACUUUUCUAAACUGGCCUCUAGUGCCCCAGGCCUAUCGCGAUAUUAUCCAGGCUUCGACCAAAGAGCGAGCUCUCUCUCUAUCACAAAAAGCUACGAAGAUCCAGCCAUUUAGCCGCUUAUCUUUUAUCAAUACUGCUACUUGUUUUGGGUUAACAUUCUUGUUGCAUAGCGAUCGCAUCAAGGCAGUCCACGCACAUACCUCAACAGUGCCCACGGCAUACGAGGCCUUCCUUCGUCUUACCUCUGGCUGCCGAGAAUCCGCCGUCUGGUUCUACCUCCCGCUGCCGAUCGGGGAAGAAUUGACUGCCGUGGGAGGCAAAGCUACUGAACACAGCAACGCGCCGGAACCAGGAGGUCUUUUCAUUAAAACAAAGCACCAAGGUCUUGUGCAGCUCAGCAAGUUCGACAAUGGGGAACGCAGUCUGCAGCUUGUCCACUGUACCCGCCGUCCGAUUCUCAUUCAUGAUGCCACGGCGGGUCAGAUAUCCCUAUUUGCACCAGUACCGGCAGCCACAACUCGCAUGCCAUGGACACAGGAUUCAUUGCCUCUUGGUGGGGAGUAUACUACACAGGCACCGCUUGAGGGGGUUACGGCGGCACAUGCGUUCAUGGAUCGUGAGACAAACCAUUGCGGGGGUAUUCUCCUCCAGUACCAGGAUGGAAAGAAGGUGUCGGUUGGGCAGUGCCGACUCGGUCUUGACAAAGUACAGAGCGUUCGGCAUCCCGUCCGCUUCUGCUGUACGACUGUGAAUCACAUUCUGAGUGUGGAGUUUACUGGGGAGGAAACUCACUCUCACACAAACAAAGGAGGUGCCAAUUGGACAUGCCAUAAAAUGACUGGCAGACUGCAUUUUAGGUUCAAUCACGUCAACGCAGAGGUUUUCAUAGUGAACUAG
Messenger RNA from Cordyceps militaris CM01, 1407 nucleotides. RefSeq lists its product as uncharacterized. NCBI's taxonomy places the organism in Eukaryota, Fungi, Ascomycota, Sordariomycetes, Hypocreales, Cordycipitaceae. The transcript has 3 exons. The record is from RefSeq and is a predicted model, not a curated record. The coding region runs from base 1 to 1407 and encodes 468 amino acids.